CGCACUAGCACAUUUGAAACAGGGUACCUAGAGACAAUUUUGUCCGCCAUAUUUUAUUGAACGUAUAAAUGGCAAAUAUAGAUAUGUGACACUGUAAGAGUAAAGGAUAUUGCUUGAUUUAAUGUAUUACACCGGGUGGGGACCGAUGGAUUCCUGCACUGAAAGAGGUACUGGAGACGUGGAAGUGAAGGACUGUUCUAUCAGUGUGCAAAGACGGUAGAAACAACAGACAUGUCUGAUCUUGAGGACCCUCUCUACAAGAACUGGGUGAGAUCGGCACUCAGUUUGAAGUACCUAAAACAUGGCAUCCAUAGUUUUGUUGACCGAAUAGCAAAACAACACCACAAGGAUCUUCUCUUCGGUUACAGAAAAGACACCGGAUGUGCUGCCAAAAGUUGCUGCGAAUGUACUUCGGAAAAUCUAUUACCAGACCAUCCAAGAAAUGGGUGUAUACAAAAAUUCCGGUCAAAGUGUUUUUGCAACAAUACAGGUGGUCGAAGAAAAUGUCCUAACCACUUCUGCAGCAGGUUCUAUGAUCUUAUAGUUCGUGCUCACGACGAAAGAAACCCCAUCUGGGCAAACACAGAUCCAGCAAGAUGGUUCGGAGAUCACUGGGCAACAUCUCAAUGUUUUCUUGGUACUACCGGCUAUUCCGAUAAACAUACAGCUGUCGAAACGGACGCCUCGGGACUUCUUUCCAUUAUUCUGAAUAAUAUUGAGCUCCGAAGCCAUCUUGAUUGUCCGGAUAAUGUGUCAAAGGCACGAGAUAUUCGAAAUGAAAUUAUGCACUCUACGUCCUUCGAAGUUGACGAUGAAAAGUUAUGUUGGUAUGUAGAUCAGAUGAUACUUGUUCUUCAAGAUAAAAAAGAACUGAUAAAUGAAGAAGCUGCCAAAAAUGCCGUUGUUAAUCUGACAAAGCUUAAAAGAAACCAGAUAUAUAUCAGCGAAGAAGAUGUAUCCGAAAUGCGGAGAGGGGCAUUGAGUGCUGCCCAGGAUGGAAUAAAACAUAUUGAGAAGAAAACAGAUGAAGUUAUGCACCGCAUUGAAGUGAAAAGGAAACAGGUUCAUGAAGACAUUGAUGCACACUUUGCCAAAAAAAUGCGUGAACAAGAUAAACAAAUGGAUGACAAGAAUAUACAAACAGUAGAUGAAAGUGAUGUGGAUAAUGAAGCUGUUGAACUGACUGCAGAAGAAAAAGGUAAACGUGUUGAACAAAUAUAAGUAAUUUUUCAUAUACUCGUUCAUGAGAAUGUCUAGUAUAUUUUCAUAACGCGCAUGACAGUGAGGAUAUUACCCAGCCAACAUUCUAUAUCGGCCCGAUAUCAAACCGACGUCGUUGUCUAUAACGGCCCGAUACCGGCUUCAUUUUCGGCUGCAAACAGGAAUGAUGUCGGCCCGACGUCGACAGACAAUAUCGGGCCAACAUCAUAAUGACAUCGGUCCGACAUUGACAAACGAUAUUUGGCCAACAUCAAAAUGAUAUCGACCCGAUAUUGGCAGAUCAUAUCGUUGU
This is a messenger RNA of Mercenaria mercenaria, 1513 nucleotides long. RefSeq lists its product as uncharacterized. The transcript is spliced from 6 exons. Lineage: Eukaryota; Metazoa; Mollusca; Bivalvia; Venerida; Veneridae. The record is from RefSeq and is a predicted model, not a curated record. The coding region runs from base 232 to 1221 and encodes 329 amino acids.